AUGUAUGCUGAAUGUCAACUUGAAAGUAUUCAACAUAUUCAUGCUUUACGUACUGAAUUAGAAAAUUCUUUAAUUUCUGAUGAUUCUCCUAUUGAUUCUGAACGGCGACAGCCACAACAACUUCGUCAAUUAAGAACUGUAUUUCGGUCUGAUGAGGCUGUACAUAUUCAAUUUUCGGGUCCAAUAAUUGAGGAGGAGCAACAACAGACCUCUCAUCAUCACCAACAAAAUAUUCGCCCACCAUCUUCUUCAAGAUUUACUGUUUCUCCAACCCCACCAAAUGCUUUGCCUUCAUUUGCUUCAAGUAUUGAAAAUAGAAAACAAGCAUUGCAUGUAUUAAUUGCUAAACCAAUAUUUGAAGGAGAAGGCAAAAAAGAAGUUGUGGACGUAAAGAACAAAAAAAUUCCAACUCCAAAUUCAAUUGUUGUUCCACCACCCCCGCAAACAUCACAACAAUCAUCAACAUCAGCAUCGUCACCAGCAUCUUCAAUUGACUCGGGCGUAGCUUCUCCAGGUUCUUGUGCUGAUGAAUUUUUACUUUUUGGUGGUGGGACUAAUGGCCCAUUUUGCCAACUCAAUCGACAACAUAGAAAUUCUUUACCAAAUCCUUUGGGUCCUUUUGAAUCCCAAACACUUCCCAAGGCUAGAGGAGGACGUGUUUUUAAUUUUACUACAACGACAACAACAAAUAAAUGUGAUGGUGGAGGAUUUUCUUCUUUAAUUGAGGCUUUGUCUUUACUGCCAGGUGCUCAUAUAAAUGAAGAAGGAGAGUGUAAAACAAAUAGAGGAAAGGGAGGAGAUGUCAACAACAAACCUUUUGAGUUGCAAAAUCCUCCGAUUGGAAAGGUUUUUAUUUUAUUUUUUUAUUUAUUAGAUAUUUAGACAGAAUUUUUGGGAGAUUUUUAUUUUUUAGAUUUUUUUUUGAAAAUUUUUUAGGGUUUUUCGGAAAAAAUUUUAGCAAAGGAAAUUUUAGGUGACGUGAUUUUUGUUUUUGUAAAUAAAAAAUAAAUUUAUUUACAAAAAUUUUGUAAAUAAAAAAUUAAGUGGGGGAGAGAGGAUUAGCUUAUUAAGAAGGUAUUUUCCCUCUUUAGCUAUUGCACAUGGAGAUAAAAAAAUUCCUUUUAAGUAGUUAUUUAACAAAUUGAGAGAGGGGAUUUUUAAAUAAUUUAUACUCCAUUUUUAGCCUCAUAAUAAAUAAAAUUCCUUUUAUGGAAUUUAUUAUUUUUGUUUUUCUAAAAGUAAUGUGCGCGUGUGUAUUUAAAAGCUUUAUAA
Meloidogyne enterolobii is the source of this 1272-nucleotide messenger RNA. The record is from the annotation of a GenBank genome assembly. NCBI's taxonomy places the organism in Eukaryota, Metazoa, Nematoda, Chromadorea, Rhabditida, Meloidogynidae.